UUAUGGUUGGAAAGCGUCCACACGUUUUUCCUUCUCCAUUCAACAAACUCAACGUAGAAAAGUCAUCAAAAUCCAAAUUCAACCAUCACGCACCUAUAUAUUCACUCUUUCUCCAUGAUGGCCAUAAAAGUUCCAAGAUUUCAAUUGCAACAAGAUAUCCCACCUGCUUAAUUCUCAAUAGUUGCACUUCAUUUUUUCGCAAAUUAGUAAUAACAUGGGUGGGACAGGUACGAGAAGCGAAGCAAAAAAGCGAAGCAAGCUCGUGGUAAUUUUGUUAGCGCCCUUCACAGUUCUUAGGAAGGCUGGGAACUUUUACAUGAAGUUCGUGGCAGAUUGCUCUGAUAUGGUUGGGAAUGAUUAUAAUGGUAUGGUAGGUGGACCGACAGCUCAAAUGUCAACCUUGCCUAAGAGUUUCAGCAGUAAUUCCAUGAGAGAAAGCAGUAUAGGAUACUCAGCUUCAGGGAGGAGAAGUGGGCCGUUACAAUCAGCUUCAGGGAGGAGAAGUGGUGUGAUUUCAGAAUCGGCUUCAGGGAGGAGAAGUCACGAGAUGCAGCCAGAUAUGCAUUACAGGGAAGCAGGAGUCAUGAGAAGGGAGAGCACCAUGAGAUAUUCUAAUGGAAUGGCAAUGAGGAGCUAUAGUGUUGGGAUAGGAAAGAUUGGCAAAAUCGAAGAGGAGAAACCUUGUUCAUUUAGAGAGGAUGAUGAAGAUGACAAGGUAGAUGUGUUUCCUAGAAGUAGAAGCCAUGCGGUUACAAGGAAUAAAGGUGCCUAUUACUAGUGAAAUUAAGAGCGUUGGAGGGUAUUCACUCAGGUUUAAUUACAUGAACUUGAUUAAUCAUUGUGGUUAAUUAAUUUCUUCUUCUUUUUUGCUUCCUUGUUUCCACUUGUAAAAUAUGUAAUACGAUGCGACCACAAGAAAAUGGUCAAGGUGUGAGAGAUACUUCUUCGUACAA
Molecule: messenger RNA, 953 nt
Organism: Populus trichocarpa (black cottonwood)
Lineage: Eukaryota; Viridiplantae; Streptophyta; Magnoliopsida; Malpighiales; Salicaceae
Exons: 2
Coding region: 215-778 (187 amino acids)
Source: RefSeq, a predicted model, not a curated record